AUGGCCACAUCUCAGGUUGUGUCAGUUCCAACACCAGUAGCAGAGACUGUUAAAACUGAGGUGGUGAAGACCGUUGUAGAGGCCUCAAAAGAAGAAGAGGUGGCAGCACCACCAGCUGUAGCCGAGGUGGUGGCCGAGGAACAAGUAAAAGCAACCGAAGAAGAGGUGACCGCAGCACCAGCAGCCGAGGUUGUGACUGAGGAACAAAAACAAGUAACCGAAGAAGAGGUGGCUGCACCACCAGCUCUCGAGGUGGUGACAGAGAAACAAGAGCAAGCAACCGAAAAGGAGGUGGCUGCACCACCAGCUGAGGAACCUGUUGCCGCUGUAGCCGAGACUAAGGAGGUUGCAAUAGAAGAGACCGUGGCAGAAGAUGAGACCAAAGAAGUUACACACAAAGAGCCGGUGGAUGAGAAAAUAGAAGCUGAAGCUCCAAAGGAGGCUGUUGUUGAGGAGACCAAAGAAGAAGCUCCCAAAUGCACUGAUGCGCCGGCAACCGAGGAGGAGAAACCAGCGGAAGCUGUGGCGCCGACCGCGAAAGAGGAGUGA
Molecule: messenger RNA, 549 nt
Organism: Fraxinus pennsylvanica
Lineage: Eukaryota; Viridiplantae; Streptophyta; Magnoliopsida; Lamiales; Oleaceae
Source: the annotation of a GenBank genome assembly